Molecule: messenger RNA, 504 nt
Organism: Mytilinidion resinicola
Lineage: Eukaryota; Fungi; Ascomycota; Dothideomycetes; Mytilinidiales; Mytilinidiaceae
Product: heterokaryon incompatibility
Exons: 1
Source: RefSeq, a predicted model, not a curated record
AUGAUCGCUUGUGAGGAUGUCGUAGCAUCUUUCGUGGACGCGCAAAGGCCUAGCUACUAUGCCUUAUCAUACGUAUGGGGCAACCCAAAGGACCUGCUUCCGAUCACAUUCAAUGGAUCUACAUUUAUGAUUACCCGAAACCUCUGGCACGCGCUCCGGCAGCUCCGAGCAGAUAAAACUGUAGAGAAGUCCUACCUUUGGAUCGACGCCAUCUGCAUCGACCAAACCGAUAACCAAGAACGCAAUCACCAGGUCUCCGCGAUGGGCCAGCUCUAUAGCUCUGCGGCUGAAGUCAUCGUGUGGCUUGGCGAAGGCUCGGAGCACGGUUACUACAUCAUGGAAUUUCUGUGCCGUUUCGAAGAGGCAGGACCCAAGAAGAUGGCCAGAUCAGAUGUGAAGCGAUUUAUGGGGAGUACAAGCCCAAGCGGAAGCCAGGCCAUCCAGACUUUACUUAAUGUGCAAUACUGGAAGCGGAUAUGGAUUAUCCAGGAGAUUGUGUUGGCA